AUGGCCAAGGUUAGGUUACCCAGUCUUAACCCGACGUUGAGUUCUCUUGCCUCGGCCAUUCUAUGGCAAACCGGCUGGCCAAGGCUUGGUUGUCUAGUCUUGGCCCAGGCUUGGAUAAUUAUUGGGUUGGCCAAGGCUGAUUACCUAGUCUUGGCCCAAGCAUGGGCCAAUAUCGGUUCGCCAAGCUUGGUUGCCCAGUACUGGGCCAGGCAAGGCCCCAGUAUGAAGAGUGUAUCAUCACGGCGGCGUCAACAAAGAAAGCAACACACUCCAGGAGAUGACAGCGAUGAAAGCGAAUCUGACCCAGAUCAGUUAUCACGCUCCAGAACAGAAUCAUCAAACCAACUAGACACCGGCAAACUCAAACACAGUACGUUUCCCUCUCAAAAUAUCAUAUACCUUGAAAUUAAGGGGGAUAGCCACUGGGAUUAUUCUCCUAAAUUUUUAUCAGAAAAUACCAUGUUGUUACAAAGUUAUUAG
Cotesia congregata is the source of this 480-nucleotide messenger RNA. The record is from the annotation of a GenBank genome assembly. Lineage: Eukaryota; Metazoa; Arthropoda; Insecta; Hymenoptera; Braconidae.